Apis dorsata (giant honeybee) is the source of this 4105-nucleotide messenger RNA. Its product is annotated as serine/threonine-protein kinase KIN4. The record is from RefSeq and is a predicted model, not a curated record. Gene Ontology annotation, biological process: peptidyl-threonine phosphorylation; peptidyl-serine phosphorylation. Gene Ontology annotation, molecular function: ATP binding; protein serine/threonine kinase activity. Bases 958 to 3306 code for a protein of 782 amino acids. The transcript is spliced from 8 exons. Lineage: Eukaryota; Metazoa; Arthropoda; Insecta; Hymenoptera; Apidae.
GCGACGCAGACGCAUUAAUUUUCUGGGGAUCGCGAUUUACACGUCUGGCACGUGGUUUCUCGUAUAAAACACAAAAAUGGCGGCGGUCCACCACGAACAAUCACGAGUUAAACUCUCUAAACUCGGUUAAAUCCUGUCCAUCCCGACUAUCUUACGAUUCUUCCUUGAAAAUUUAAAAAAACAUAUCUCCUUCGACAAUCGUUAUCCGCGAAGACGAUGUCCACGUCGAGGCGUCAGCGGCCAAGCCGGCUCGGCGCCAAAAUCAGCUCACCAGUCGCGCUUUCCGGUCGGUGUUUUAUAAAUACUGCAGACAGUCCAAGUGUGCAGCGAACACGGGAGUCGUUGUAAAAUCACGAAAGAUCUCGGCAGACACGGUUUUACAGCUGCACGGAUCGAGUCGAAUUCGAUUUGAUCGUGGAGAAAUAAAUAUAUUCGUGGCGUUUAGAUUGUGAUUUUUUGUGAUAAAGUGUGAAGUUGACCGUGGGGAAGUGUGUACAUGCUUAAGUGGUGUUAGUGACAUUUUCUUUGGAUUAAUUGUAGCCCGGGUUGGCUGAGCGAAUUCUUGGAACCAAGUGCCAAAGGUAUACGAAUUAACGCUAGUGUGUGCACAAAAGUUGGGAAAGAAACAUUUUGUAAAACGUAUUCGUUUGUAGGAAGUUUGAUAAGUUUCGUCUGUGUUUCGAAAAAGUGCGAUAAGAAUUGAAGAAGUAAUUUUUUAACCGACACUUGUGAUUUUCUGAAGAAGAAUUGAUUAUUGUUCCUUGGAAUUUUCUUAGAUAAAAUGAUUCAAAGUUGAAUCGACAACGCGAGGGCGUGGAAAACAAAAGCGAGGAUCCUUCAUCGCGAAAUGACAGAAUGCGAGGCUCAUGAUCUCUUCGUCGAUCAUUGCGGACAAUUAAACGAGAAUUUUGGCCUCGAUUCGAGCCCGUGGCGAGCGAUCGACGACAGUCCGUCAAAAUGAGCUUAAUGAAGAAGGCCAUCGGCGGUUCCAUUCACAGGAUACGAGAGUUCGAGCUCGAGAAGGUGAACUUGAUCGAUGAGUUCGAUAUCCUGCAAAUCGUGGGCGAGGGAUGGUUCGGCAAAAUCCUGCUGACCGAGCAUCGAAGCACCCAGACCGAGAUGGUGCUGAAGGCUCUGCCGAAGGCGUACACCGGCAUCUCGGACUUCUUUCGCGAGUUCCAUUACGGGCUACACCUGGCCGCGCACAGGAACAUCAUAACCACCUACGACGUGGCCUUCGAGACUGCUGGCUUCUACGUUUUCAGUCAGGAAUACGCACCGCUCGGAGAUUUAACGUCCAACGUGACAGAGACGGGGUUAGGCGAGCUUCACGCGAAAAGGGUUGCAAGGCAAUUGGCGGCUGCUGUGCAUCAUAUUCACAGCCGAGAAUUGGUGCACCGUGAUAUCAAGCUCGACAAUAUCCUCGUGUUCAGAAGUGACUUCUCGCGGAUCAAGUUAUGCGAUUUUGGAGAAACAAGACGAGUGAACACUGUGGUGCGACGACACAACGAGUGGCUGCCAUAUUCGCCGCCCGAGGUAUUGCAGAUCGACACUGACGAAACGUACAAAGCUCUCACGUCGCACGACGUCUGGCAAUUCGGCAUUGUCCUAUUUGUCUGUCUGACCGGAUGUUUGCCAUGGCAGAAGGCGGCGUUGGACGAUCCGCGUUACACCAGAUAUCAAAACUGGCACAACGCGACGCUCAACAUAGCCAAGAAACCGAAAUUAUUUCAGCUGAUCAGCUCACGGGCGCAGAGAAUGUUCAAGCGAUUGCUGGAUCCUAAGACCGAGAAGCGACCCGUGAGCGUGUUGGAGGUAAAUAAAUACUUGGAGGACAGGUGGCUAGCGAAACUCGGUGCCGAGAAGGCGAUGAACGGUGGCGCCGACGAAAGGGACGAGCUAUGUCCCUCAAUGUACAGUUUCCACAGCUCUCUCGAGGAGAAGAAUCAACUGCUUCACACUCUGACCACGUACGGGAUCGAAACAACCGUGGACAGAGCCAAGAAGAAGGAUCGGAUCAGAGAAUGGAUUCAAGCGAGCGCGAUAGUCGAGGAGUACGAGGAGGACGAAUCGGAUCUAAACGAGGAUAUUCGCGUCGUCUACGAGGACGAGGACGAAGAGCCUAGCUCGAUGAAAGGCAGACAUUUCCCCGAAACUCGACCAGUUGUCAGGAACGAGACGAGGAGGCACAAAAAUCGAGCACACGGCUCGUCGGCCAGGAAAAGACAGCCUAUCAAAAGACAGCCUACCGAACGAAAGAUCCCAUUUGCCCCUCAAGUAGCCGAGGAACGAGAGACCAUAGCCAGAUUCGCAAGUUUCCCCAACGGCGAUCCCAAUUUGGCACUUCUCAAGAAUGGAACGAGUAACGACACGACUCUAUCUCUAAAAACCGAGGCCAAUGUGGAAGAUCAGAAAUCAUUGGUGAACGGUCAAAUGAUCGAUAACUCCCCGACGACGAGUCUGAACGUUCAAGACGAAUCCAUUCUAACGAACAACGGAGGGAAUGGUUUCAAACCUAAUUCGCAAGAAGUGAUACCAAAACCCAUACCCUCCUCCCAACUGGACUUCCAGGAUCAUCUAACCACCAUCCCAGUCGAUAACGCAAGUUUGGUGCUGAACGGAAGCGGAGGAUCGGAGUCCUCCGCCAGGAGAAGCCAGUCGGCCGUGGUGCUGGCCAAUUCCACGCAACAACCAGACAGAUCGAAAAUGGGGAUCGGCCGAUCUGUGGAGAGGUCAGUGAUGCCGGUAACGAACGGCCAAUCGCCGGUGGCUCGAGGCGAGAGCUCGACCCCGAGAGUUGAACAUCGAUCCGCGACCCAAUCGAUGUCUCGAGUAGAAAACGCAUCGGUGGCGAUGCCGCCCAUCGUGGCUCGAGUGGAGAAUCAAUCGAACGUGAUGAUAGUGGCCAGAAACGAGAAAUCCGGACCGAUUGUGAUGAAUCCGCACGCGUUGUCGGCCGCCUCUCACCUGGUCAUGCAGAGCUUCAACGCGAUUCAAGGUAUCAACAAUCAGGUCGUGGCUGGGGAUAAUAACAAUCCUGGCUCGAAUUUGCCGAAUUCGCCUAGGAAUAGCUCCCCCUCGUCCACGCCUAGCAAGGUGCUCACGCCUAAGAACAGCCCGACCACCACCCCUGCGAGGACGUGUACGCCGCCCAAGCACAAGGGGAGUCACAGGGUCGAGGAGAGCGUCGUUUACUAUGGCAAGGAUCCGUUCGAGCAUUAUGGGAUCGCGCAAGGGGCGAUUCUGAGGGACAGAAUCGCUCGACGAGGCUCGAUGGAGAGCGAGAACAGAUCUGUUAGUAAUUGAGGAUCGAUAUUUGAUUUCGGUUUCGCGUGACACUGGAGGUUGGAGGAUGGGGAGGUUGUCGAAGGCUGGCGCGGAUUGCGGAUGGGACGUGACACUGUACAUCGUGUCCUGGUUUGGCCACGGUAUACGCGUCGUGUUUCUGGCUACGUAGCCAGAGGAGGUAGAUUUGGAGGAGGAGAAAUUUGGUCACGUUGGGGAAUAGGUGAUUGAUAUUAUACGUAUUGACGAAGUUUGAUGCUACGAUGUAUUUCGGGGAUCGAACGUGAUCGCUUUAUGGUUUAUUUUGAACUCGGGGAGGGGGGUGUUGGAGAGCGAGAUAUUCUCCGAAGAUGGCCAAAGAUGUAGAGUAGAUCUUGUUUCGAUAUGAAACGAUAUUUUUUUUUGAAAUUGAAUACCAUGCAAUGGAAUGGAAUAUUUGAAAAUGGCCGCUAGAGAUGUAGCGUAGAGUCUAGUACUAAUUUAACGCGAAGUUAUCUGGCAGUAGAACCAGCUUUAUUUGGAAUCGAGUCGCAUAACCUUUGUGCAAAAAUCGAAUGAAAUUCGAUUAUUUUGAGAAGAAGAAUAAAAUAUUCGUCGUAACUAUUGAGGAUGAAAGAAAUUUGUAAGUUAAGUAAAGUGUGACGAACGAACAAUCAACGCCUCAUUUUUGAAGAUACAUUUAUCGAACGACAAACGUAAUACAUUCUAUUCGCAAUAAAUAUCACGAACAGUAUUAAAACGGUCCAAAGAGAAAAGAAAAGGAACCUACGAAUAAAAUAUCGCUAUUGCAGACGAUAUAAUAGAAUAAAGAAGGUACACG